Hevea brasiliensis (rubber tree) is the source of this 1415-nucleotide messenger RNA. Its product is annotated as mitogen-activated protein kinase kinase kinase 18-like. The coding region runs from base 98 to 1393 and encodes 431 amino acids. The record is from RefSeq and is a predicted model, not a curated record. The transcript has a single exon. Gene Ontology annotation, molecular function: ATP binding; protein kinase activity. Lineage: Eukaryota; Viridiplantae; Streptophyta; Magnoliopsida; Malpighiales; Euphorbiaceae. Gene Ontology annotation, biological process: protein phosphorylation.
AUAUAAACACUUGGGUGGCAGCUGCUUAUAGCCAACUCAAGAUAAACCCAACAAAGCAUUUCUUUUUUCUUUCUCUUUUCUCUUUUCAGCUUACAAUAUGGACUGGACCAGAGGCCACACCUUAGGCCAUGGCUCCACCGCCACCGUCUCCCUCGCCAAGUCUAUCCACUCCGGUGACGUUUGGGCAGUCAAAACCGCCGAACUCGACCAAUCUCAAUUCUUGCAAAGGGAGCAAAAUAUUCUCUCUUCUCUAACCUCUCCACAUAUAGUUAGUUACAAGGGCUAUGACAUUACUAGAGAGAAUAACCAGGUUAUGUACAAUCUUUUCUUGGAGUACAUUUCUGGCGGUACACUUACCGAUGCAGUUCAGGCUCACGGUGGCCGGUUAGAAGAAUCGGUGAUCAGAUACUACACUUAUGAAAUUGUUCAAGGUCUAGAUUACCUACAUUCAAAUGGCUGGGUUCAUUGUGACAUCAAAGGUAGGAACGUCUUAAUAGGGAAAACUGGCGCCAAAAUUGCGGAUUUUGGGUGUGCGAAGAGGCUCGACGCGGUGGAGGCUGCGGCUGAGUCAGCUGCGCCAAUUGGCGGCACACCCAUGUUUAUGGCACCGGAGGUGGCGCGUGGAGAGGAACAGGGGUUUGCUAGUGAUAUAUGGGCUUUAGGGUGUACAAUUAUUGAAAUGGCUAGUGGUGGUGCACCGUGGCCUAAUGUCAAUGACCCAAUUUCUGUUAUGUACCGGAUUGGAUUUUCCGAACAGUUGCCGGAGUUCCCCUGUAGUCUAUCAGAGCAAGCAAGGGAUUUCUUGGAUAAGUGUUUAAGAAGGGAUCCAAAACAGAGGUGGACAGCCAAUCAGCUUCUGAAGCAUCCUUUUCUGGGAAAAUCCAAUUCUCAUGCAAAACAAAUUCAAAAAUCUAAUUCAAGUUCAAAUUCUCCUACAAGCAUUCUUGACCAAGGCUUUUGGAACUCACUGGAUGAAUCAGAAUCAGAAUCAGAGAAUGUAGACAAUCAGGUCCAAAGAAGUGAUGAAAUUUCAGCCAAGGAGAGGAUCAGACGGUUGUCCUUGCUUUCAGGGGGUCCCAAUUGGGACUGUGAUGAGAACUGGACCUCAGUUAGAGGCAAUUACAGAGAAGACCGUGAUACAGUCAUGUACUCAAUUGAAGAUAAAGAAGAUGUGAAUAGUUACAGAUCGGUGCACCAAAAAAGCUACGGUGGUAGUGAGCAAUCAUUGGAGGACUUGUUAGAAAGCAAUAUUAAUAAUAGGAUUAGUGGGGAAUUUUUGGGUGCGUGUAAAUAUAAGAGAGAUAAUUUUCUAAUUAGCAGUAAUCUAGAAUUUAAUAGGCACAAAGAUACCUUGUUAAUUCCUUAUAUUCCAGGAUUAUUAUUACAAGCAUAAACAUUAACCUCUCCCUCUCUAA